AUGAUCAACUGUUCCCGUUCUCAACCUCCGGAUAUCGCUAUCAAAAGUUCUGUGAUUUCAAUUGUUCUUACCUAUUUGGCUCUUUUCAUUUUGGCAUUCAUUGGGAAUGUUACCAUGUUUAUGAUUCUGUGUCGAAAUCAAUUGGUUAAAGUGAGACGGGUGCAUUCACUUCUUCUUCAUAUGAAUAUUGCACAUCUGCUCGUCACCCUGGUUGUUAUGCCCAAAGAGAUUCUUCACAAUUAUAUGGUCGCCUGGUUUGCUGGAGACAUUAUGUGCCGAGUCUGCAAAUUCUUCGAUGUGUUUGGAAUCAGUCUCUCGAUGAAUGUUCUGAUUUGUAUCACUCUCGACAGGUUCUACUCAAUUUUCUUCCCGUUGUACGCAAUGAGAGCCAGGAAAAGUGUUCAACGAAUGGUUUCAAUCGCCUGGAUUGUCUCUCUUAUCACUUCUGCUCCACAACUGUAUCUCUUCAAAACUGCUGAACACCCGUGUUUCGCUUGGUAUACACAGUGUGUCUCAUUGAAUUUCAUUGGGGAGUUAUCGAAUGAUGUGGUCUUCUAUUUUUCAAUCAUAAACAUCAUCCAAGUCUACAUUGCACCUUUGAUUGUCACUGUGAUUUGCUAUUCUCUGAUUCUUUGGAAGAUUUCGAGAAAAACAAAGCUUGUAGGAGAGAAGGAAUCAGAAAAAUCUUCUGAGCUUCUACUUCGGAGAAAUGGGCAGAACAAUCUUGAGAAAGCUAGGAGCCGAACUCUCAAAAUGACAUUUGUGAUCGUAUUGGCAUUCAUAUCCUGCUGGACCCCAUAUUCCAUUCUAAUGUUUCUUCAUUUCCUUCGACGCACUGAUUGGAUUCCGAAAGACAUUCGGAAAUUCAUCUACGCAUUUGCCGUUCUCAACUCGGCAAUUUCUCCAUAUCUCUAUGGUUAUUUCUCCUUCGAUAUCCGAAAAGAACUACAACUCUUAUUCGCUUGUUCUCGUGCCACUGCUGCCGAUCGUCAUCUCUCCUGUUCAGCUAACAUCAGCAGAAAUGUGCAUUCUUCUUCAGAAAUCAAGUCAGUGAGAGAAUGCGCAAACGGAGCGCAUCGGCCUGUAAUUUUGACGGAAAAACAACUGACAACACAUUAUCGCCACGGCCAGCCCGUGGACACAGUUUGA
Molecule: messenger RNA, 1149 nt
Organism: Caenorhabditis briggsae
Lineage: Eukaryota; Metazoa; Nematoda; Chromadorea; Rhabditida; Rhabditidae
Gene: Cbr-gnrr-1
Product: Protein CBR-GNRR-1
Exons: 6
Coding region: 1-1149 (382 amino acids)
Biological process (GO): G protein-coupled receptor signaling pathway
Cellular component (GO): membrane
Molecular function (GO): vasopressin receptor activity; peptide binding
Source: RefSeq, a predicted model, not a curated record